Passer domesticus (house sparrow) is the source of this 3014-nucleotide messenger RNA. RefSeq lists its product as uncharacterized. Gene Ontology annotation, biological process: immune response. Bases 108 to 1199 code for a protein of 363 amino acids. Gene Ontology annotation, cellular component: membrane. Gene Ontology annotation, molecular function: tumor necrosis factor receptor binding. Lineage: Eukaryota; Metazoa; Chordata; Aves; Passeriformes; Passeridae. The record is from RefSeq and is a predicted model, not a curated record. The transcript has 3 exons.
UCCCGCUGUCCCUUCCCUGAUGUCACCCUGUCCCCUCCCCGUGUCCCCUCCCCGUUCCUGUCCCGUUAAAGGCGCUCCCGCUCCGCUCUGUCGCCGAUGUCGCCGCGAUGUCGCCGCUCGCCGACCCCGAGAACCCCGCGGCGGCCCCGCGGCCCUGCCGGUGCCUCUGCCCGGACCGGGACCGGGACCCGAACCGGGACCGGGACCGGGACAAGAACCGGGACCAGAACGGGCACCAGAACCAGAACUGGGACCGGGACCGGCACCAGGACCGGGACGUGAACCCGGACCAGAGCGGGUACCGGAACUGGGACCAGACCCGGGACAUGAACCGGGACCCCCACCAGAACUGGGACCAGAAUCGGGACCGGAACUGGGACCAGAACCCGCACCAGAACCAGAACUGGGACCGCAGCCGGGACCGGAACUGGGACCAGCACCGGGACAUGAACUGGGACAUGAACCGGCACCAGAACUGGGACCAGAACCAGGAAAAGAACCGGGACCAGAACUGGAACCGGGACCAGAGCCGGGACUUGGAGCAGAGCCGGGACUUGGAGCAGAGCCGGGACUCGGACCGGUGCCGGUGCCGGUGCCGGUGCCGGUGCCGGAGGCGCCGCCUGCUCGCGGCGCUCGCCGCCCUGGCCGCGCUGGCCGCGCUCGGAGCCGCCGCCGCGGCCGCGCUGGGCGCGCUCCGGGGGCAGCCCCCGGUGAAGGCCGCCACCGCCGCCCACGUCCUGCUCAGUGCCAGCUCGCCGUCCCCGUCGCUGUCCCUGCGCUACGAGCCCGGCGUCCAGGGCGUUUUCCUGAGCGGUGACAUCCAGCUGGACACCCCGAGGACGCUGCGGGUGACAUCCGCUGGCCUCUACCUCCUCUACGGCCAGCUGGGUGUCACCUGCACGGCGGCCACCUGUCCCCAAGGCGCUGUCACCCUGCAGCUGCGCCGCGCCGCGUCCCCGAGGCCGCUGCUGGCAGUGCCACUGUCCCUGCCCGCUGCCACCGGCGGCCACCGGCAGCGCUCGGCGCUGGCCCAGGCCGUGGCACAGCUGUGGCCUGGGGACACGCUGAGCCUCCAGCUGGUUGGGGACACCGUUGGGGACACGGCUGGGGACACGGCUGGGGACACGGGCGGGUGGCAGCUGGAGCAGGAGGAGCGCGAGGGAAACUUCGUGGGGCUGCUGCGGAUCGCGGCGGCGUGACCGGUGGUGGCACCGGGUGGUGGCACCGGGUGGUGGCACCGGGUGGUGGCACCGGGGUGAGGAGGGGCUGGCCGGCCUGGUCACCUGCCGGGGUGGGGCUUGGGGACAUCAGGGUGUCCCGAGUGUGGAGGUUUGGGGACGUUGUCGAGGGACAUCGGUGACGUCCAGACCUGGAGGUUUGAGGAGAAGGGACACCGGUGACGUCCAAAACCAGAGAUUUGGGGACAAGGGACAUCGGUGACGUCCAAAACCAGAGAUUUGGGGACAAGGGACAUCGGUGACGUCCAGACCUGGAGGUUUGAGGAGAAGGGACACUGGUGACCUCCAAACCCAGAGAUUUGGGGACAAGGGACAUCGGUGACGUCCAGACCUGGAGGUUUGGGGACAAGAGACACUGGUGACAUCCGUGGUUGGAGAUUUGGGGACAAGACCACAACACCGAGAGAUUUGGGGACAAGGGACAUCGGUGACAUCCAAACCCAGAGAUCUGGGGACAAGGGACAUCAGCGACAUCUGUGGUUGGAGAUGUGGGGACAAGGGACAUUGGUGACCUCCAAACCCAGAGAUUUGGGGACAUCAAGGGACAUCGGUGACAUCCAAACCCAGAGAUCUGGGGACAAGGAACAUCGGUGACAUCCAAACCCAGAGAUCUGGGGACAAGGGACAUCAGUGACAUCCGUGGUUGGAGAUCUGGGGACAAGGGACAUUGGUGACCUCCAAACCCAGAGAUUUGGGGACAAGGAACUUUGGUGGCAGCCAAACCCAGAGAUUUGGGGACAAGGGACAUCGAUGACGUCCAAACCCAGAGAUUUGGGGACAAGGGACAUUGGUGACCUUCAAACUCAGAGAUUUGGGGACAAGACCCCCAUGCUUGGAGAUCUGGGGACAUCAAGGGACAUCAGUGACCUCCAUGGUUGGAGAUCUGGGGACAAGGGACAUUGAUGACCUCCAAACCCAGAGAUUUGGGGACAAGGGACAUUGGUGACAUCCGUGAUUGGAGAUAUGAGUGACAAGGCCCCUGUGCCCAGAGGUUUGGGGACAUCAAGUGACAUCGGUGACAUCCAGACCUGGAGAUCUGGGGACAAGGGACAUCAGUGACAUCCGUGGUUGGAGAUCUGGGAACAAGGCCACCAUGCCUGGAGAUCUGGGGACAAGGGACAUCGGUGACGUCCAAACCUGAAGGUUUGAGGAGAAGGGACAUCGAUGACCUCCAAACCCAGAGAUUUGGGGACAAGGCCACCACGCCCAGAGGUUUGGGGACAUCAAGGGACAUCGGUGACGUCCAUGGUUGGAGAUUUGGGGACAAAGCCACCACACCCAGAGAUCUUGGGACAAGGGACAUCGGUGACAUCCAAGGCUGGAGAUUUGAGUGACAAGAGCCCUGUGUCCAGAGUUUGGGGACAUCAAGGGACAUCGGUGACGUUCAUGGCCGAAGAUGUGGGUGACAAAACCUCGUCCCCGAAGAUUGAGGACAUCAGGUGACAUCGGUGACCUCCACACAUGGAGAUCUGGGGACACCGAGUGACAUCACUGACUCCCCACAAUUUGGUGCUUGGGGACAUUUGGGGACCUUGUGGACCCAGUGCUGGACACUUGGGGACACUUGGGGACAUUCGGGGACCCAGUGCUGGACACUUGGGGACAUUUGGGGACAUGGUGCUGGACACUUGGGACCUCCUUGGGGACAUUGGGGACACUUUGGGGGGAGGGUCCCUGCUGUCUUUAAUUAAUUAUUGUCCUUAAUUAAUUAUUUAUUCACUAUUGUCCUUAUUUAUUUAUUAAUGGAUGAAUAAAUUUAUUUAUGGAUUCUUUUUA